CUAUUUUUGAAAUAAUUCUUCAAUUACCGUUUCCCACCAUUUUGCUAAAAAUUUAGAAGACUUGAAAUUUAACAGCAAUGUACAACAUUUACAUCAAGAAGAAAAAGAAUCGUGAUGAGGAAGUGGCUGAGGUUAAAGAAAAGAAGCUACAGAAAUAUCUAAUGAAUAGGGAAAUCUUUAAGAAUGAAGCGAAGUUAAUCAAUGACGACCGAAGAAAAGAAUGGGUCGACCAGAUUCUUAAGAAUAAAUUCACAAAAUAAUCUCUUUCUCUCUGAUCAGAGUCUUGCCAAUGAGUUCAUCUUGAAAUUAAGAGAAAGAAGGGCUGAUCUGGAGUUGACGAAGAAUGGGUUCACGAAGUAUAGUUAUGAAAAGACUAAAGAUCGUACUGAAAGAGUUCAUAGAGAGAAUCAGAGCUUAUUUUUAUCUCUUAAAGAGCAUUAUAAAGGAAAUCAGAAAUUAAAAUUAAGAAAUCGACGGAAGAAUUAUGAAGUUCAUGCGCCUUUCCAUCUCAAAACUCGAAAUGAGAAUGAUCGUCUUUCCAAUAUUGAUAAUUCUUCCUAUCACAACGAAGGGUUUAACAUGAGCUUUUACUCAAAAUACAAGUUCAGAGAUGAAGCAUCUCCUGAUGAUUUUGUCGACAAAGGCAAGCCAUUCUGAGCUGUUUCAAGAUCCGUAUUCAAUUCAUUCGAGAAAAUGAGGAGGUCAGCUGAAAGCUGAUUUUCAAAGUCAAACAACAUCAUUUCUGCAAAGAAAAAUUUGUUAACAAAAUAUGAACCAUACAUUGAUGGGUACAAGAAUAUAGGAGAGUCUGGUAUUAGCAGCAUGAAGAAUAAAAUCAAAGAGCCAUCUUUCAAGACAGGAAUGACGAAGAACACUAUUACAGAUCUUGCAUCCACGUCUUUGAGAGAUUCAAAUAUAUUUGAUGCCUCCACAGAUUCAUGCCUUGGGUCUCUGAAUAAGAGCAGGUAUAUUCAGAAUGUCCAGAAUAAAUCAACAUUUCGAUCAAAGAAUAGCGCAAUCUUUAAAGAAUUGAUUGAGGAUCGAACUCCUAAAUCAAAUGAAAGGUUCAUGAUGAGCUUAGAAAUGACUGAUACUCCCCAAAGGGAGAGAAUAACACUCAAUAAGAUCUUUACUUCGAGAAAUAAAAGCCAAUGCAACAGAAAGAAAGGAUUUGCAGCAAGGUUGGUUAAAUAUGGAACUGGAAUCUCUAGCAAGAGAUUGAAAGAGGUAGUAAGAAAGACUAUUCAAACAAACCCAUCAAGAAAUCUAAACCCAGAUAAAAUGACUUGCAAAUAUGCUAACCUCUCCCAAAUGCCCUUCAACCACACUCUAUCACCCACCUCCAAGACAAAAGCCUUAAUCCGCUCCAAAAUCUACAUGAACUCCCUAAAGGGCCAUAUCAGAACAAUGAAGACUAAAAUCUCAAAAUCAGUCGACAGUCAUAAAAACCUUAAGAGGUUCUACGGAAAGUAGAGAUUUGUAGUACAAAACAGCUUGUGUUUUCA
Molecule: messenger RNA, 1505 nt
Organism: Moneuplotes crassus
Lineage: Eukaryota; Ciliophora; Spirotrichea; Euplotida; Euplotidae
Source: the annotation of a GenBank genome assembly